CUAAACAGUAAGCAAGGUCGACACUGACGUACUUUAUUAAGUUUGCUUGAUAUCGGGGGCCUUCUUUUUUAAAUUUGUUUGGAUACAUGGCACUAAACGAACGCUUCCAAAAAUUGGAAACCUUCCUUAAAGAUUUCAAGAUCGUCGAUCCGUCUACGUUGUCUUACGGUACUGCCGGGUUUCGUCUGCCAGCCGAUAAAUUAGGCGGUGUAGCGAUUCGAUUAGGUAUACUGGCAUGCAUUAGAUCAUUAAACUUGCAAUGUAGGGCAGUGGGUGUAAUGAUAACUGCCUCUCACAACCCACCGUGUGACAAUGGAAUGAAGCUAGUUGAUCCCCAUGGUGGUAUGUUGGAUGCUGAGUGGGAACCAGUCGUAGUUAAUUUCAUGAGUUGUCGUGAUGAAUCUGUCUCUAAAUGGUUAUCGGAACAUUGUCGCGAUCCUCAAGAUAACCAAUUACCUCAUGUUGUUUUGGGUUAUGACAGUCGUGAAAGUUCUCCAGCUUUAGCAAACGAAGUUAAACAAGGUGUUCAUGUCAUGGAUGGUAUUUGCCAUGAAAUUGGACUGGUGACUACUCCACAGCUUCACUACUUUGUUCAAUAUAUUAAUUCAAUCGGUAGCCUACAUCUCAAUCAACUCAUCGAAUUAGAAACUAUUUACGUUCAUCAUUUUGCUGAACGUUUCACUACCGCGUUAGAAAAUUUAAAAAGUUGUACUGAGUCAAUACAUCUAAAUGUAGACUGUGCACAUGGUGUUGGUUCUAAAGUUUUGGAACGUUUUCGUUCAUACUUUUCAUCUGUCAAGUGUCUGCGUAAAUUAAUCUUACACUUAUAUAAUACAGAUACUGAGAAUAAGGAGUUGCUGAAUCAGGAUUGUGGGGCUGAUUUUGUUAAGAUUACAUUACAUGCACCGAAGUUAACUCCGCCGAAUGAACAGUCUAUGAUGUAUCCGGAUCGAUGGGCAACUAUUGAUGGAGAUGCUGAUAGAUUAAUUUAUUUUCGGCCAGUUUUUACACACUGUUCACCAUCUUCGGGUGAUGAUGAUAAGUUAAAUAAUGGUAUAAAAAAAUUGCAUGUAACUGGAGGUGUAUCUCAACCAGUUGAAAUUCUGGACGGUGAUCGUAUAUCGUGUCUGUUUGCUCAUUUUCUUGUUAAAGUUCUCAAGUCCAUAUCAUCCGAUCAUAAUUUAACUAUUGGGGUUAUACAGACAGCCUAUGCAAAUUCUGCGUCUACACGUUAUUUAACCGAAAAUCUACAUGUAUCAGUGGUUUGUGUUCCGACUGGAGUAAAACACUUACAUCAUGCAGCGCAAGGCUUUGAUUUUGGAAUUUAUUUUGAGGCUAACGGACAUGGAACUGUAUUAUUUUCUAAACAUGUUUUAAACUUUGUAGAAAAUUUAAAUGUGAAUAAUCCACUACGUACAUUUAUUGAUUUAACAAAUACUUCAAUUGGUGAUGCUAUCACUGAUAUUCUAUUAGUAGAAUAUACAUUAGCUUGGUUAAAUUGGUCAUUUAAUAAUUGGUUUUCAAUGUAUGAGGAUUUACCAUCGAAGCAAUUGAAGGUUACCAUAGCUAAACGUGAUCUGAUACAAGUUACAUGGGAUGAAAGACGUAUAACAAGUCCAAUUGAAUUACAAGCUGCUAUUGAUGAAGCUGUUCAACAAGCUGAUAAAUUAGUCAAUAAAAUUGGUAUAUCACGUGCAUUCGUUCGUCCGUCAGGCACAGAAAACGCUGUACGUAUUUAUGCUGAAUCAUAUACACAUGAAGCAACUGAUUGGUUAGCAGCAACAGUUGCCGUAAUAACUUAUCAACUAGCCGGUGGAAUAGGUCCUCAACCAGCACUUCCUAAACCUCUUCAUCAUUUGUAAUUAAUUAUUUAAUCAACUUUUUUUGUAUCUUACUCACUGAAUAAAUGUAUUGAUAGGUAUUCUUUCGUUUAUUUUCUUGCUUCACUCAAUUGUAUGCAGUUAUUUUGUCGUUAUCUGUGAUUUUUUGAAAAUGUUACUCUCUUUCCUCUGUUUUCCUAUCCAUUAUCUCUGAUGAUAACAAUCGAGAAGUUAUAUUAUUUUAUCAUGAGAUACUGUGUAUUACAAUGUGUAAUGUAGAAUAUUUACAAUAAAUCAAUUUCAUGCAAAUCAA
Molecule: messenger RNA, 2133 nt
Organism: Schistosoma turkestanicum
Lineage: Eukaryota; Metazoa; Platyhelminthes; Trematoda; Strigeidida; Schistosomatidae
Source: the annotation of a GenBank genome assembly